GUGUUGCAUGAGCAACGAUGAUGUCACGAUGAUCCCUCCCUUGUCCGUUUCCUGUUAGUCAGAGUAUAGCUGAUUGUUGCCCUGUUAUGUUUCUUUCGAUGUGUGCUCUUGCACAGCCUAAUUUUGUUCCCCGGACAGACGCAGUUUUUUGAUGCAGUAUUUGUCUAUACAGUAGCUACCCUAGAGACCGACGUUCUUUUCCGGUAAUCUGUCAUUCAAGUUAUUACCAGAAUCGAAUGACUGCAGUUUUUCGUCUUGAAGGCACUUUGAAAUUGCAAUCACGACUUAUCUAUGAUAACGGGUUACUGGAACUCCGGGGUCGGCGCUGACAGGAAAGGGGAAGAGAAACCGUCUGUCAUGCAGGGUUCGUCCGAGACCGAGGAGUACCUGACGUGCCUCCACGUUCAGCUCUACCACCCCAAGCAGGCCGACGGGCGCGUCUACGCCCUGAUGCCCCUCAACCGGCGGCAGAAGCACCCGGCCGAGGAGCCGCUGCGGCUGGGCCGCGACGAGGAGAGCUGCACCUUCAUCCUGGCCGACCAGCGCGUCUCCCGCAAGCAUCUGUCCAUCCAGGCCUUCCGCUCGCCGCGCUGCUCCGAGCUGCUCUUCCAGGUGCAGAACCUCAGCCGGCGGGGCUUCCUGUCGGUGAACGGCGCCCGGCUGGAGUACCUGCACUGGGCCGAGCUGCCCGGCAAGGCGCUGGUGCGCUUCGGCGACCACCAGCUGCUCGUCCGCCGGGAGCCCGGCGACGGCCUGGGCGCCUUCGAGGUGGAGUUCUGCGUCUCGCCCGCGCCCCCCUGCCAGGAGCUCGGCGGCGGGACGGGGUGCCCUGCAGGGCGCCCGUCGUGGACGGGGGCGGCCAGCUGCCGCCGAGCCCCUCGCUCCCCUCCCCGCAGACCCCCCUGGAGACGGACGAGGAGACGUACCUGUCCUGAGGGUCCCCCCCCCCCCGGGAAAAAGGCCUCGCUCGGGGCUGUGGGGUGCCCCCCAGAGCGCCCAGGACUCUGGAACAGACUAGAACAUUCCGUUCAGGCUCCUCCUGUUCCCCUACGCUCAUCCCUCAUCCCAGUGACCGUGCGUGAACUUAGGGGGCAGCCGGCAACGGGAAAGUGAAUUACUGCAGAGAUGUGGGAGGAGCUGAAGAUGCCCAAGUGAUGUUAGGUGAAAUGAAAAGGGAAGAGUAACCCUGACCUAGAGGAAGCAGCUUUUAGACAGUUUUUUAUUCAAGAUUGAGCCUUCUUCCCAUCCCCUUUACUUAUCUGUAGCAUACAUAUAUUUAGUGAUUUAAUUUGUACUUUUUAAAAAUGGAAUUUGCAGGCGUAACAUACUGUGAAUGUGAACAUAAGGUCGUCCUGUACUGUCCCUAAAUAUUUUUAAAUUGUCAUGCGUAGUUUUAUAAAUAGAACCGCAGAAUAA
Anguilla rostrata (American eel) is the source of this 1416-nucleotide messenger RNA. RefSeq names its product TRAF interacting protein with forkhead associated domain (gene tifa). Gene Ontology annotation, biological process: canonical NF-kappaB signal transduction. The coding region runs from base 292 to 1113 and encodes 273 amino acids. Gene Ontology annotation, molecular function: protein binding. The record is from RefSeq and is a predicted model, not a curated record. The transcript has 2 exons. Lineage: Eukaryota; Metazoa; Chordata; Actinopteri; Anguilliformes; Anguillidae.